AUGCAUCACUCAUUCUCUCAUCCCAACCGUUCUCUUCUUCUUGGAGUAGUAUUACUCAUCUCCACGUGUACACUUUUACUGCUUCAACACACUCCAUAUUCACUGGUCCAUGCCCAAGUGGCAGCCAAUGUCGCUGCCUCAGCUGGUGCAGCUGGAGGAGGAGUCCAAGCUGGUCAAAUGGCAGCAGGAGCCACCCUCGACAAAUUCACCUCAGAUACCUUACUCUACAAGGAUAAAAUUCAAGCAUUGAUGUUUGUUCCAUUUAGUGCUUAUUCGAAUGCCUAUGGUCCUUAUGGUACCUCUCAACGAGUGUAUGGAGGAAGUCCCUAUGCUCCCAUGGGUGCCUAUUAUAAUACGUAUGGAUAUCCAAGUGCUGUGGGUGCCUAUGGAGGAGGAGGAGGAGCCUAUGGCGCUCCAUAUGGUGUCCAAAAUUAUUAUGGUUAUUCACCUUAUUAUUAUGGUGGUAAUUAUUAUGCAGCGAAACCUUACUAA
Messenger RNA from Naegleria lovaniensis, 492 nucleotides. RefSeq lists its product as uncharacterized. NCBI's taxonomy places the organism in Eukaryota, Heterolobosea, Eutetramitea, Acrasida, Naegleriidae. The transcript has a single exon. The record is from RefSeq and is a predicted model, not a curated record. Bases 1 to 492 code for a protein of 163 amino acids.